Molecule: messenger RNA, 1683 nt
Organism: Cygnus atratus (black swan)
Lineage: Eukaryota; Metazoa; Chordata; Aves; Anseriformes; Anatidae
Gene: ASB6
Product: ankyrin repeat and SOCS box containing 6
Exons: 5
Coding region: 131-1162 (343 amino acids)
Biological process (GO): protein ubiquitination; intracellular signal transduction
Cellular component (GO): BRCA1-BARD1 complex
Molecular function (GO): protein binding
Source: RefSeq, a predicted model, not a curated record
CUCGAAAGCCGCGUUCGUUUUAAAACAGGGGCGAUCCUGUGGAAUUCGGGCCCUGCCGGCGUCUGCCCGCCACGGUCCUGCGUGGGGGAAGGCGGCACUGCCAUGCGGGGAGCCCCUGGGCGGGAGCACCAUGCCCUUCCUGCACGGCUUCCGCAGGAUCAUCUUCGAGUACCAGCCCCUGGUGGACGAGAUCUUGGGGCUGCUGGCGCUGCGGGAUGCGAGGCAGAGCGCGCUUGAGAGCCCUGCCUGCCUGGGCAGCGACAGGAGCCAGCUCUCGGCUGUGAGGCGAGUUUUGGAGAGGGAGACCCACUCCCCGUUCUACCAGGAAGGCGUGAGCUAUGCCCUGCUGAAGGUCACCGAGCUGGGGCUCGUCGCCGCCGCAGAAAUCCUCCUGGAGUUCGGCGCCGACCUCAGCUUUGAAGGUACGGCUGGUGGGAAGGGGGCUGUGCGGGGCUGCUCCCUUCUCCCUUCUCCAAAAACACCGCGCUUUUUUUGCCCCCAGACCCCGUUACCUACUACACCCCGCUGCACAUCGCGGUGCUCCGCAACCAGCCGGACAUGGUGGAGCUGCUGGUGCGCCACGGGGCGGACAUCAACCGCAGAGACCGGAUCCAUGAGAGCAGUCCCCUUGAUCUGGCCAGCGAGGAGCCCGAGCGGCUGUCGUGCCUCCAGAGGCUGCUUCAGCUGGGGGCCGACGUCAACGCAGCCGACAAAAAACGGUCGGAAAGACAGCGUUGCUGCACGCCCUGGCCAGCAGCGACGGCGUCCAGAUCCACAACACCGAGAGCGUCCGUCUCCUGCUGGAAGGAGGUGCAGACGUCAGGGCCACCACCAAAGACGGCGACACCGUCUUCACCUACGUCAUCUUCCUGCUGGGCGAGGUGGCGUGCAGCAGCGCGGAGGAGGCGCGGGUGACAAACCGCUUCUGCUUCCGCGUCACCCAGCUGCUGCUGGCCCACGGUGCCAACCCCAGCGAGUGCCCGGCCCCCGAGUCCCUCACCCACCUGUGCCUCAGCAACUUCAAGCACCACUUCCCGCUCCUGCGCUUCCUGCUCGAGUCGGGCGCUGCCUACAACUGCUGCCUCCACGGCCCCGCCUGCUGGUCGGGCUUCCAGAUCGUCUUCGAGUGCCUCUGCUCUCACCUCAGUGGCUCCGAAGAUGACAGCUUCUACGCAGACCUCAUCCAGAAGGGGCAGACUCUGCUGGAGCUCAUGAUGGCCAGCUCACAAGCCGUCCGGCUGCCCAGCAACUUUGAGGUCAACACCAGCAGCUGCAGGUACCACGGGGAAAAGAUCAGGACUCUCUUCUGCUCCCUGAAGCAGCUGGAGCACACCCCCCAGGCACUGAAACAUCUCUGCAGGGUGUUUAUCCGGCAGCGCCUUAAGCCUUGGCCAGUAGACGUUAAAAUCAAGGCUCUACCUCUUCCGGACAGGCUGAAGUGGUACCUCCUCAUCGACCACGCUGCUGUUGGGCACGAGGACCUCUGAGCCUGGCUGGUGCCUCUCCGUCUCCCCUCUCCGCGGUCAUGGUGCCCGUGGCCGGCCAGCAGAUGACCUGCACCAGUUCUCCCUGCAGCCAGAGGUGCUGCCCUCCCCGCGCCCACGGGGCCUCCCGGCUGCGUUUCAGGGCUGUGCUUCUCUGUGCACGGUGCUGCACGCGCGUCCGUGGAGGCUCUGAAACGAA